AUGCACACGUCAUCUGCUCAAAAUAUCUACAUAGGAGAACAAGUGAAUUCAUUUGCAGACCAAACUACCAGUCGGAGAUUUAAUCGUCCCGUAGACCAGCCUUUACAACAUAACAGUCUGACAUCACGUACAAUGAACUUAAACAGAAUGCUCAGUCAUGGAAUAUCAAUGCCAGUUUCUGGAACGUGGCAUCCAACCGACUUCAGGCCCGACUACUUACUUCUUCAACCUACACCUAAAAGAAGACGAACUUCGUCCGGAUCAACAGGACUUUCUCGCCGAUAUUGUACAUCUUCCAGGAAUGGUCAUUUUUCUGGCGAUUUACCGGUGAAUUCAUCUAGAAAUCUUUCCUAUAUGUCUGAAAUGGUUAACCAUCGCUUUAUCAGAUCGUUGGAUUCACGUAAUUCCGAAAACGUUUUCCAAAAUAAUAUUUUUAUGAAUGCCCGCCCGAUACAUCAGCAUUGGCCCCAGGUACUACCAACAUCUCAGCAUCCUAAUCGUUGGCAGAAUGAACUUCGACAGGUUACCAGUUUAGUAUCUGUCGCUGCUGUCGCAGCCGCCGCCGCAGCUGCUGCUACACAAAAUAGUACACACUACCAACAGUCUUUCAUAUCACCGACUACAACUGUCAGUUCCUCAGAGGUACCUUGUCCUAGUAGUCAGCAUUAUGUUGAUAUUACACCACGAGCAGCUAGAGGUUUUACUUCAUCUAGAUCUAGUUUUGUUAAACGCCCAAACUAUCAAUUUUCAUUUUCUAAUGGAGUUGGAAGUAAUAAAAGAAGAUCGAACUUUCCAGAUGCUAAUGAAACCCAUAGUCAAAUUAUUAUCAACAAUGGACAUUCAUAUCAUGAAUUCGCUGUCACUGAUAAAGAUCUACCUUUACCGUCACCAUCCUCUUUCUCAUCGUCAUUAACAUCUGCAUUACUUUGUAAUCCUCAAUUGAAUUCUUGCCCACCAGAUAUAAUUGGUUCAGUCUCUUCAUGUACUCGUCAUAAUUUGCAAUCUGAAAGUAAUUAUGCCACUAUUCGACCUGAUUCAGAAAAUACUAUCAACUGUAGCCCUGAGGAAGAAUCCCCCGAUUCCAUUGUAACAAGUGCUACAGUUGGUAAUGCUGCAGGUCUAAUUCAUCGAACUGUGGUUGAACAACUAGAUCUACUGACAACUGUUCAGAAUUCAUCUCAUCCUGUUUUAUCAUCUCAUGACACUGAUCAUAAUAAUGAUUUGUUAUCAUUUACAUAUGUUACAAACUGUAAUACUGCUCCAAUUGUCGAAUCAAAUAAUAACAAUAAUGAGUCGAUGAUUAAAUCGAUUGAUGACUCUCAUCAUCGUCACCACCACCACCACCACCAACAACAACAACCAGUCAUUCAUACAAUAAAAUCUAAUAAUAUUAAACUAUCACAAACGGAUCUUCAUCAUCAGUCCAGUUCAGUUAUGUCAAAUAAAAAUCCAAUCACCUCUUGUUUUAAUGACUUCAACUCAAAUGAACGAACAGUUCAUCAAUACCUCAUUCUAAUAUCGACGAAAAUAUACAGUUGA
This is a messenger RNA of Schistosoma mattheei, 1539 nucleotides long. NCBI's taxonomy places the organism in Eukaryota, Metazoa, Platyhelminthes, Trematoda, Strigeidida, Schistosomatidae. The record is from the annotation of a GenBank genome assembly.